AUGGUAGCUGCAAAAUCAGUAGAAGCCCCUAAUAUCGGAUUCGAUUUCUCCAACUAUGCAAGAAACCAGUUCUUCGGAGAGAGGUUACAAGGUAUACCGAAGGCGACCUCAACCGGUACUACCAUCGUAGGAGUUAUAUUCGGCGGAGGAGAUUCAGGUGAAGAAUAUGGUGUUUGUUUAGGUGCGGAUACUAGAGCUACCGGAGGUCCGAUAGUUGCGGACAAGAAUUGUGAAAAGAUCCACUACCUUACCCCUCAAAUCAGAUGUUGUGGUGCAGGUACUGCCGCAGAUACAGAAUUCGUCACAAACCUCAUAUCCUCCAAUCUCGAACUUCACGCUCUUUCGCAAGGUAGACCAGCACGAGUAGUAACAGCCAUGACUAUGCUUAAACAAUACUUAUUCCGAUAUCAAGGUCAAGUAGGAGCCCAUUUAGUUCUUGGAGGAGUUGAUGUUACCGGACCACAAUUAUUUACAGUACACGCGCAUGGUUCAACAGAUAAAUUGCCUUAUGUAACUAUGGGUUCAGGUAGUUUAGCAGCUAUGGCAGUAUUUGAAUCUUCCUUUAGGGAGAACAUGAAGCGGGAAGAAGCUAUUGCUUUAGUCGCUAGAGCCAUCAGAUCAGGUAUCUUUAACGAUCUCGGUUCAGGUUCAAAUGUAGAUGUUGCUGUGAUCACGAAGAAUGGUACUGAGAACAUGAGGAAUUACGAGAUGCCUAACGAACGAGGUAUCAAAUCACGAAACUAUAAAUUCAGAAGAGGUACCACAGCUUGGACUAAAGAAGCAGUGCGUUCUCUUAUCGUUUCAGAAGAAAUCAAAUCCACUACUGGUGCAGGUAAAGAUCAAGGUGGUGUUGAAGUUGUACCGGUGCCUACGGGUGCGGGAGCAGGAGGUGAAGAAGGUAUGGAGAUUGAUACUUAG
Kwoniella shivajii is the source of this 918-nucleotide messenger RNA. RefSeq lists its product as uncharacterized. Gene Ontology annotation, cellular component: proteasome core complex. The record is from RefSeq and is a predicted model, not a curated record. Bases 1 to 918 code for a protein of 305 amino acids. The transcript is spliced from 8 exons. NCBI's taxonomy places the organism in Eukaryota, Fungi, Basidiomycota, Tremellomycetes, Tremellales, Cryptococcaceae.